Molecule: messenger RNA, 431 nt
Organism: Mustela lutreola (European mink)
Lineage: Eukaryota; Metazoa; Chordata; Mammalia; Carnivora; Mustelidae
Gene: APOA2
Product: apolipoprotein A2
Exons: 3
Coding region: 23-325 (100 amino acids)
Biological process (GO): high-density lipoprotein particle remodeling; lipoprotein metabolic process; cholesterol transport
Cellular component (GO): chylomicron; very-low-density lipoprotein particle; blood microparticle
Molecular function (GO): cholesterol binding; high-density lipoprotein particle binding; high-density lipoprotein particle receptor binding
Source: RefSeq, a predicted model, not a curated record
CACCAUCCCCACUGUUACCACCAUGAAGCUGCUUGCUCUGACUCUGCUGCUCCUCGCCGUCUGUAACCUUGAAGGGGCUCUUGUUAGGAGACAGGCGGAGGAGCCAGAUCUGCAGAGCCUAAUCUCUCAGUACUUCGAGAUGGUGGCCACCUAUGGCAAGAACCUGGUGGAGAAGGUCAAGGACCCAGAGUUGCAGGCCCAGGCCAAGGCUUAUUUUGAGAACACACAGGAGCAGCUAAUGCCCCUGGUCCAGAAGGUCGGAGUUGACCUGAUCAACUUCUUGAGCAAUUUCAUGGACUUCAAAAAACAGCCUGCCACCCAGUGAGGCAUCCAGACCAUCGUCAUCUAUCCCAGCUGGCCACUAGAACACCCACCGGUCCAGUCUAGAGUGCUCUCCCCUACACGCUCCUUGUUUUCUACAAUAAAUAUUG